This is a messenger RNA of Lathyrus sativus (Indian pea), 675 nucleotides long. The record is from the annotation of a GenBank genome assembly. Lineage: Eukaryota; Viridiplantae; Streptophyta; Magnoliopsida; Fabales; Fabaceae.
AUGGCGGGACCUCAAUCGUCACAUCCUCAUCCCUACGUUCCACGAGACUUGCAUCUCCCUGGCUACGUUCCAUGCUUCAUCUCUCAAUCCAACAUUCUCACCGUCUUUGCAUCCUUCACCGUCAUUCUCUUUUCCCUCACAUGGAUCUUCUCAGGACGCCUCAAGAAAACAAAAGUCGAUAGGCUGCUAAUUUUCUGGUGGGCUUUCACUGGUCUCAUACACAUAGUUCUUGAGGGUUAUUUUGUCUUUUCACCAGAGUUUUUCAAGGAUAACACCGGCUUCUACCUUGCUGAAGUUUGGAAGGAGUAUAGCAAAGGAGAUUCAAGGUAUGCAGGAAGGGAUGCAGGAGUAGUAACGGUUGAAGGACUAACUGCAGUUUUGGAGGGUCCAGCUAGUCUUCUGGCAGUAUAUGCAAUAACUACUGGUAAAUCAUACAGCUACAUACUUCAAUUUGCCAUUUCUUUGGGUCAGCUAUAUGGAACUGCUGUAUAUUACAUAACAGCGAUUUUGGAAGGCGAUAAUUUUUCUACAAAUUCACUUUACUACUAUUCAUACUACAUUGGAGCAAAUUUCUCUUGGAUCGUAAUACCCUCAAUCAUCUCCAUCCGCUGCUGGAGGAAGAUUUCUGCUGCAUUUCAAGUUCAAAGCCAGACAAAAAAGCAUAAAAAUCGUUGA